AAGGGGUAAGGAGACCGCAGACCGGAAGUGCCGGCACAGCGCGGCCUCCUCUUCCGGAAUGAGAUUUUUUGGUGGAGGAAAUGGCGCCGGUGGAUGUGUUGACUGUGUUUCCAGGAAAUCCUCUAGCGGACUGAGGGGCGCCCAGAGGCCGCUGCUCCCGCCGGCCGCACCCCUAAUGUCACUGCAGUGCACUUUAUAUACAUGAGUUACAGAGAACUGGAGGCUGCAGCUACCAAAGACACUGUUGGAGAUCUGAGUAGGGGUACAGAUCAGGAGGAGGGAGUACAGUUAAUGGAAGAAAGGAAAAACCGAAAGAACGAUAAGAAAAAGAAGGAAGCUGCCUCUAAAAAGGCCACUGAACAAAAAAACAAAGUGCCAGAUCAAAUCCUAAGCCAGCCUCAGCCUGUCAACGGAAACAUUGGUAUUUUCACCGUAACCAGCAUUCAGAAUAAUAAUGCCAAGCGGCCCCCAGCACUCAGUCCACAACAGCAGCAACUGGCGUCUCGUUACCCUCCCCGUGAAGUACCACCGCGAUUCCGGCACCAGGAACAGCAGAAGCCUCCUGUGAAGCGCGGGCAGCAGUUUCCCAGCAUAGCAGCCAGUCUGGGUUUAGCCACUAAAGUAUUAAACCAAGAGUCCGAAAGCAGCACUGUAGUGUGUCAGGAGCACGCUGUGACUGAAAGUCAGCCAGGCAUGCCUCCCAUUCGGGAUCUGGUCAGCCACUCCCCUAAUCAGCUAGAUCUCAAUCACGGUAGUUUAGGAUCUCACUAUGAAAGCUCACACUGGGGACCGGUAUCUUCCAACGGUGACUCGGGCACUAGCUGGGAUAAAGUUAUCGUAGACGGCACCGAUAAGGAAGCGUGGCCAUCUAUCACGGGAAGCAGCCCAGAACUGGCAUCAGAAUGUAUGGAUUUUGACUCUACCCUGAACUCUGGGCUGGAAAAGAGCCACGUAGUGCCAUUCGGGAACACCGGAGGGGAAAUGGAUAACAUUAGAAAUGGCAUUGGGCAUGGUUCUCAAAGCAAAGUUUCGGUCGGCAGCAACAGCAAUAAUGCAGGCAAUGGAAGUAUUAAUGGGCCAUGGGGAGUAUCACAUGGGCCCAUGAUAAGCACAUGUCAAGAUGGCCCUGAUAGCAAAUCAGACACUAGGCACAACAGAAUCAAUGCUUGGGGCACUGCUAAUACUUCAGUGAACGGAGUUCUAAAUCCAAGCACUUUGAACAUGAACGGCAACCACGGAACUUGGCCUGUUUUGGACAGCAAUGGACAAACCUUUAAAGGGUCUAAUAAUUCUGGCACAAAUGUUCCAAGUAAUACAAUAGGUCAGGUGUCUAACAAUCGGAGUAUUAACCCCAAAGCGGGCAACUCUACGCCUGGCUCCUGGGGAAACAUUCAGGAGAACGGAGAUUCUGAAGUCAACGGUACACGGAAGGCUUCUUAUAGUGGACAACCUCAAAACCUUAACACUGAAAUGACUGGACCAAAUAACACUACUAACUUUAUGACCUCUAGUUUACCAAACUCUGCUGGUUUAAUGCAGACAAAUGAACUGCCUAAUUCUACAGGGCAUGGGGCCUGGAGUGUGAGCAUGAAUCAUUCUCCACUUCACAGCUCUUCAUUUACAAAUGGCACUUCCAUUCCUCACAUUAGCAAUGGCGAGGAAACAAAUGGCGGAUCAUAUGGUACUACAUGGGGUACCUCCGGCUCAAAUUACUCCGGAGACAAAAGUUCAGUCCCUAAAGGGCAAGCUAAUGGCGACACUGUGAAUGCGACAAUAAUGCAGCCGUGUGUGAAUGGGCCAAACGGCUCAAACGUUAAAAUCAAUGGGAAUAAAGGAGGAUUAUGGGAGUCAGGGACUGUAAACUCCCAAAAUAUGCAUUGGGGAGGUGGAAACGGAGGGACUAAUGGUGGAAAUCACAGAGGAUGGGGAAACCCAGCACAAAGCACUGGCACUAAUAUAUCAAAUGGAGAUUGGAACAAACUUUCUAGUAAUCAGCAUUCCAAUGAUGGUGAAAACACGGAAAGUGGCAGAAAAGCAUCUAAUACCUGGAAUUCUGCCGAGGAAGAGAAUGCAGGGCAAAAUCCAACAGGGUCUAAGGCCAAUGAGGCAAGUAAUGUAUGGGCCAAAAGUACAGGUACAGGGGAAAGCGAGGGUAGUGUAGGCAGCACUGGAAGCCAGAGUGAGCUCAGGCCUGUAGAGAGAAGGAAAAUGGACCAACAAACGUUACUCCAAAGUAUUGUAAACAGAGGUGACCUGGACCCUCGGGUAUUGUGCAACACUGGCUGGGGACAGACUCCAAUAAAACAGAACACUGCCUGGGAUACUGAAGCUGCUUCAGCUCGGAGAAACAGAGAGACUGACAAUGGAACAGAUGCUUGGGGUGGCUCUGUGUCAAAGACUUCUAACUCAGGGGGAUGGGUGGAGAAACCCAACCCUAAAAGCAAUGAUACCUCAUCAGUAUCUGGGUGGGGAGAUCCAAAGCCUGCUACAGGUUGGGGUGAUGCCAAAGGCUCGGUAAGCCAAGGGGAUUGGGGGGAUCAAUUUGCUGCUACUUCUGGAACGGUCAAGAGCAAUCAAACAUGGGGGAAUGUUAAAGAGGAGAAAUCCACUUGGAACGAUGCACAAAAGGUCAAACAAGGAUGGGUGGGCCACAAUAGUGAUGGUUGGGGAGAAAAUUCCAAGAGUAAUCAUUGGGGCGCAACAAAGUCAAGCUCUGGCAGUGACAGCGACAAAUCUGGGUCUGGGUGGGGUGAUACGAGAUCUGGCUGGAUUGAGCCACCUAAAGCAAACGCAAGCCAAGGAUGGGUAGAGCCAACAAAGUUGAACCAGCGAGGAGGAGAGGCCCCCAAAUGUGGCCCAACUCAAAUGGAGAGUGAACAUGUACAAUCAAAUAAUCCAUCAGAGUGGGGCAAGAAAGCAGAGAAUGGGUCGUGGGGAGAAAAGCCAUCCACCAACAAACCAUCUGGUUGGUUAGGUGGACCACAAUCAACCCCAUCGAAAGAAGAGGAACCAACUGGUUGGGAGGAGCCUUCUCCAGAGUCCAUUAGGCGCAAAAUGGAAAUAGAUGAUGGAACUGCAGUUUGGGGCGAUCCUGUUCAAUACAGAUACAAAAAUGUGAACAUGUGGGAUAAAAACACAUCUAAUACGGCCACCAGUGGGGCAGAACAUCCAAAUCCAACCCAGACCCAAGUGCAUCAUCUACCCCCACCCCAAAGUGCUGUGCCAAACAAGGAGAACAGCAGUAGUGGCUCUGGUUGGGGGGAGACUUGGUCGGAGACACCAGCUCCAACUGUGGAUAAUGGCACCUCUGCAUGGGGUAAACCCAUGGAGACCGGUGGUGGCUGGGGAGAGAAACAUACGGAGGUGGCAUCGUCUGGUUGGAAACAGACUCCUGUUGGUCACCAGGCUUCAGGCAAACCCGGUCCCAAAUCUAUGCAAGACGGCGGCUGGUGUGGAGAUGAAAUGACUGGGACUGGUGGCCAUAUCGGUGGAUGGGAUGAAGACGAUGUAGAAAUAGGAACAUGGAAUGGAAGUUCAUCACAGGACACCAACUGGCCGCCAUACAUGAAGAAAAUGCCUCCAAAGGGAAAUCUGAAAAAUGGGAAUAAACCGGAAGAGAGCAGCUGGAUGAACCCAUUUGUAAAGCAAUUUAAUAACAUGGCAUUUUCACGAGAGUCACCAGAUGAUGCCUUGCAGAGCAAUAAAAUGGAUCUUUCUGGAGGGUUAUUACAAGACAAGCGAAUGGAUCUGGAGAAAUCCAGCAUUGGGGACUACAGCCGGAUAGUCGGGAAAGGCCCUGGGCCUCGAUACCUUUCCAAAGAGUCUUCCUUGGAUCACAAUCCUUACUACGAUAAGGAUGUAGCAGAAGAGACACAAAAUCUGCAGUACAUUGCCAAUCAAAAUAUGAAGCUUCCCCCUCAUAAUAGUGCACUACCUACUCAAUCUUUCACAGGGCAGGCAGCGCCUAACGUCAGUUCUGUCAGACAGAAUGGCAAUCCCAACAUGUAUGGCGUUGGCAACGCAGCACAAGCUCGGGCCGCACAGCAUCCUCAAGCACUCAACUCAUCUCAGCCUAAUCUCCGUGCGCAAGUGCCUCCUAAUAUAAUGCCCCCUCAGGUCCCUCCUUCUUUGCUGAAGUAUCCGCCUAAUAACGCGGGCCUGAAUUCACUAUUUGGUCCCCAGCAAGUAGCCAUGUUGAGUCAGCUCUCGCAACUCUCCCAGCUCUCUCAGCUUUCUCAAAUCUCCCAGCUACAACGGUUGUUGGCCCAGCAGCAGCAGCAACAACAACAACAACAGCAGCAGCAACAGCAGCAGCAACAACAACAACAGCAGCAGCAGCAGCAGAAGGUGCAGAACCAAAGGGGAGGAAUGCCUCCAGGGGGGCGCCAGCAGCAGGAACAGCAGGCCCGGUCCCUCGGUAUGCAGCAACAGUCCCGCCAGCUCGAUCCCAGUCUUCUGAUGAAGCAAUCUCUCCCUCCUUCCCAACAAGGGAUGCUUCACCAGCCUCCUAUGAAGUCUUACCUAGAUAAUGUUAUGCCUCAUUCAACCCCAGAACUUCCAAAAGUUCCUUCACCCAUCAAUGCUUUCAACAGCUUUUCAUUAGGCUUGAACUCAAACUUGAAUGUAAAUAUGGAACUCGGUGGUAUGAAGGAACCACAAUCCCGUCUGAGGAAAUGGACUACAGUUGACAGCAUGUCUCCUAAUACUUCACUGGACCAGAAUUCCAGUAAACAUGGUGCUAUUUCAAGUGGCUUUAGGCCUGAAGACUCUCCAUUUGGCUCUUACGACUUCAUGAACAGCAGUAACUCUCCACCCAGCCCUCCGGGAUCUAUUGGGGACGGCUGGCCUAGUGCCAAAUCGCCAAAUGGCUCCAGCAGUGUCAACUGGCCACCAGAAUUUCGUCCUGGUGAGCCAUGGAAAGGAUAUCCAAACAUUGACCCAGAAACUGACCCAUAUGUUACUCCUGGCAGUGUCAUCAAUAAUAUGUCAAUUAAUACUGUGCGGGGUGUGGACCACCUCAGGGACAGAAACAGUGGGUCAUCCUCAUCUCUGAACACCACGCUGCCUUCAAAUAGUGCCUGGUCAUCCAUUCGUGCCUCCAACUAUAAUGUCUCCCACAGCAGUACCGCACAAAGCACUUCAGUUAGAAACAGUGAUCCCAAACCAACAUGGUCUGCUGGUUCUGUCAAUAACACCUCCCUGGCUCAUGAGCUGUGGAAAGUCCCGUUGCCAUCUAAAAGUAUCAGUGCUCCGUCCAGGCCUCCCCCAGGGCUUACCGGUCAGAAGCCACCUUUAUCCUCCUGGGAUAACAGCUCCCUGCGUCUAGGUAGUGGGUGGGGAUCUUCCGACUCCAGAUACACGCCAGGUUCCACUUGGAGUGAAAACAGCUCAGGGAGAAUAACGAAUUGGCUAGUUUUGAAAAACCUAACACCUCAAAUUGAUGGCUCCACCCUGCGUACUCUGUGCAUGCAGCAUGGGCCUCUGAUUACAUUCCACCUGAACCUGCCCCAUGGUACUGCCCUGGUCCGUUACAGUUCCAAGGAAGAGGUAGUAAAGGCACAAAAGUCUCUGCACAUGUGUGUUUUAGGGAACACUACUAUCCUUGCCGAGUUUGCCAGUGAAGAGGAGAUAAGUCGUUUCUUUGCACAAGGCCAGUCAAUGACCCCUUCCCCUGGCUGGCAGUCCCUGGGCUCCGGGCACAACCGGCUAGGAUCCUUGGAUAGCCCCCAUAGCAUCUCUAACCGUGGAGAUAUCAAUCAAUGGAACAGCCCUGGCUCUUCUGGCUCCGGCACUGGAGAUCUACAUGGCACUUCUCUCUGGGGCACCCCAAACUAUUCGACAAGCCUGUGGGGGAACCCAAGCAGUGAGAGCCGGGGCUAUAACAGUACUUCACCUGUCGGCGCUUUCCUUUCUGUCGAUCACUUAAAUGGAGAGCCUAUUUAGCCUAGUCGCAUAUGACCUCUGAUGAUUGUUACUGGUCAGAACCUGGCUGGACUUUUUGUGUAAAACUCUCUUCUGCACACUUCUCCCCUAUCCUUUUUUUUUAUUUUUAUUUUUAUUUUUUUAAUCUUUUAUCCCAAAACAUAUCAUUUUGAAAUACUUGAAUCAUGCAGGCCAAUAUAUAAUGUGAAAUAGAAAAAAAGUCUAUAUUUACACUUCCACAUUAGUGCUAUUCAUAUUAUAACUGCGUAAAAUGAGCUGUUAGUUGUAUUUAAAUUCCAGUUUUAUAAUUUUCCAUGUCCCCACCCUGCUCUGUAUGUCUGAGCUAGCGUGUAACCCCUUAGCCCCUUUUGUUUGUCCUUGUUGCACUGAACGGUGCGUCACACGUUUUUGGUUUUGGAUUUUGUUUUUGUUAUUUUCGUAAUUACCCGAUACAGCUAAAGUGUAACUGUUUACUCUAGUGUGUACUUAAAACAAACAAAACAUAAGUGAUUUAAUGCUUGUUAUUUCUAAGAUGCCUUGAUUAUACCUACCUUAUUAUGGUAUUACAAAGUGUUAACGGCCUUCCAGCUUCAGAAUGAAGCUCAGUAACCCCUUGCAGUGCAAUGCGUCUACUGACUACUUCAAAGCUGAAAGGGGUUAAAGUGAACUGACGGUUAAAACUUAGUUUUAAAAUAAAGAAACAAAAAUAGAAAAAAGUGUUGCACCAGGUUUUCAUGACUAAAGCCUAAUAGAAUUUCGCUCUAUGGUUUUAAUAAUAAAAAAUAAAAAAUUAUAUACAUUAAAAAAAAAAAAAAAAAAUAUAUAUAUAUAAAAAGAAAAUAAACAAACAAACAAUAGUGGCCACAGCUGUGACAUACGCCCUACAUGUGCCAGUAGGGGGCAGCACUUUCAGAGGCUUUGCAUUUUCUUUUUACGUUUUUUUUUUUUUUUUUUUUUAAUGAGGCACCUUACUAGGGCCUUCUUGUUUACAAUUUUUGUUCCUUUAUGGGAGGGUUGUUGUUUGGGAGGAAGGGAUUUUUUUUUUCCCCUCCAAAAUAAAUGUUUACUCUUCCAUCAGUUUAAAAAUGUGUAAAAAAAAAUAAAAAUAAAAAAAUGUGCUGAGGAUGCUUUUAUCUCUGGGAGUCAAACUGUGUUUGGUUGAGUGCGUCCUUUUUUUUUUUUCUUUUUUCUUUUUUUCAUUUUUGUGUGUGAUUCUGAGUUCUUAAUGAAAAUGGGGAAACACCAUGGCUCUCAGGAAUAAUAAUAAGAAUAGGUAACACUUCCCUUCUCCCCAGUAUAUAAAAAAAUAAAAAAAAUCACUAGAAAAAAAAAAUGCAAGUUUUUAUUUUCGCACUAACAGUGCUUAUUUCUCAAAGACUUUUCUUCUCUGCCAAAAAAAAUCCCCCCACCCGCUCUCUAAAGCUUUCUAAAGCCAAGAAAAGAGAACAUUUUGCUUUGAUGCUGUCUUUUUAGUGAGUAGUCUUGAGAUUUGCUGAUAUAGUUGAUUUUUUUUUUUUUUCUUUCUUAUGUGGCUGUGUCUUCGCUUUGUGACAGUGUUUUAUUAAUGUACUGCAAUGUCUGUGUUUUUUAUGUGUGUUUUUUUUUUUAUUAAAAAAAAGCCAAUUAUUUAGUAACUAUGCACAUUUAUGCACAUUGUAACAGAGUACUGGGCUGAUCGAUUUAUUGUGUGUUGUACAACAAAGUGAAAAAAAGAGAAAGAAAAAGUGUUUUUAUGUUUAGAAGUAAAUGAUUGCAAAUACUUAAUUGCAAAGGAACAAGUUACAUAUUAUUUUGUUGUUGUUGCCAUAAAUGGUAUUCUGCUUGUUUGGUCAAAGAAUUCAAAAACUGAACAAGGGUAAAAAAAAAAAAAUAUUGGUGUAAUUCCUGACCUUUAACCCUUCCACUGCACAUUCUUCUGGGGGGAGGACAAUAGGGGUUACCAGCAGUUACUCUCCUGCCUCUACUCCCUUUUGUUUCUAUUUUAUUUUGUUUUCCCUUCCAGGAGGGGUACAGCUCCUGUUAUGUCCCCUCACUUACCCUCCCCAAGGGGCCAAGGAACAGAUUGAGCAGUAAUGCAUUGCAGGGCUUAUCCGCAGCAGGAGGAGUGUGAGGUGAACAUAUGUGGUAGGUCUCAUUAUCGGUGGUGCAGCUUUUAAACAUUCAUUUUUCUGUUAAAAAUGACAGUCAUUUAUUUUUACCCUGUAGUUUCCUGUUGAUUUCAUUGUGAGGUGUGCGCUAUAAGACCCCUCCAUGAUAUCAAUGCCUACAGGUUAGAAAAGUCCUCAAGUCUUUAAUAAGGGCUUUUGAUAUCUGAACACGGGAGGGAGCUGUUUUGUAGGCUGCACUUUUAUCCACGAAUGCAGCCAAUCAGUUCAUUUAAGUAGGGUUUGGUGACAUCACUGAGAAUGCAGCCUAUCCAUUUAUUAGGAUGCGUGACAUCACUGAGAAUGCAGCCUAUCCAGUUACUAGGAAGCAGUAACAUUAGAGAACCCAUUGUAUCAGACCAUUAGGAAGCAGCUAUAUUAUGGAGACUGCCUUCCUAUCCGUUUUCCCUCAACUUGUGCCAUUACGAAGUGAAUGGAUGGGUCUUAGUCGUGUGACCAUUGGAUCUGCUAGCACAAUGGCUGCCGCCUCUGUAUUUAUGCACUUUAAGUCAUGCAUCUACCAACAAUAGGAUCCACUGUUUUUUAAAUCACAAAAACAUAUGUUCACAUUGCAACUCCUCCUAGGAUAGGUUCAUGCAUGAUCCAGCCACUAAUGAUGGGGACGGCAGGAGCGCAAUAAACUAGGGCUGUUACAGAUUGAUAUUUGGGAUAACCAUGCCAGUUAAUUUUUUUUUAUAUAUAAUUUAAUUACAUAGCAAAAUAAUCUAACACACGGUGCAUUAAUAUUUCUAUCAAUUCCAGGGUUAAACCCACAUACGCUGGUGCAACGAGGUUUCCCAAAUAUGAAUUUGCUAAGCCUGUGACCCCGUUAAGUUCUGCACACUGACAUUUACUCAUUGCCUUGAUUCUGAUUGCUUUGUGUCAGCCGAUACAAAUCAACUUGUGGCUUUUUAACUGUUUACAAAUAGAAAAUGAUUGUACAUUUUACAAUUUUUUUUUUUUGAUUGAUGAAGUUUAAGAGAUUAGUAAACCAUGUAUUUUUCGCUGCUUAGCCUUCACUAGUUUUUCUCCUUGUGACUUAAUUUGGAAGCUUUUUUUGUGUUUGUUUUAAUGCAGUCUGAAAAAAUAUAAACCUUAAAUAUGCUUGGACUGUAUUUCAUGGUGUGAAAUGUGUUGAAUAAUCAGAGGAGAAGUGUAAUAUUUGUAAUGUUGUAUGAGGCAAACAGUUCAGCGUUUGUUCCUGGUAUAUAAACAAUAUAGCCUUAGACUAUCUGGGAAAUCCUUUUAAGAGGUCUGUCUCCUUCAUGUGGUAGUGGCAGCUGUUUUGUGGGCUGGACUCACAAUGGGCUCGAUUCAGUUCACGUUGAAUUGAAUCGAGCCCAAUGAGGGGCUUUAGGCGAUACCUUCAGUUCUCGUUGGAUUGAAGGGCCGGCCAUAGAAUGUCUGCCGCCACCGCAUCUUGUAAGUGACGGUUACACUAAAAGGACUCUGCCAGAAUAUGUUCCUAACUGUACUAUCCUGCACUAAACUUGUAACUUGAAAAAUAUACAGGACACAGCCGCUUGGAAAAUGAUAUUUGAUAUUAACACUUGAGUACGCUUUUACCGCCUUUAUACCUCAGUUAAAGAACAACCCAGCAGUGACUAAAUAGCAUUUUAUUUUGUUUAUAUUUAGCACAUUUGUCCUGCUUUUCCCUCCCGGUGCUUACCAGCACCAUAGUGUUUUUAUUGUGUAGCUAGACAAAGAGGUCUGAUCUGCCAAUGAGUGUGCUGUGUUCCUUGUAAGGUCAUUUCAAGUCAGCCUUCUGUAUUUCAAUAAAAUAAACACUUUAUCUGUAACUUAUUUCAAACAGUACUGUAGUGAAUCCCGGCCCUGAUGCUAUUGAAGGUGGCAGGGGGGGGUGUAUCCUGCAUGGUAUUACUACACAAUGUGUUGCAGGACCACUACCCUAAUAAGGAAAAAAAAAAAGGACUAAUGUGUGUAGGGAGGCUUAUGAUAAGUCGUAUUCAGGUUUCUCUAACACUUUGUGGGGCCUGAUUACAAGUGACAAAAAAACAAAAGCAAAAAAAAAAAACCAAAGCUAGCUUUGUGACACUUCCCAGGCGAAGGUAUAAAGUAUCUCAAUGUUUAGCUGCCCUCCAAACACUUGAAUGGAGCGUUUUUCUUUUACAGCAUCUUAUUGUAUUGUUCAAAUGCUUGAAUGCUUCCUGUUUUAUUUUUGUUUUAUGAAGCUUGUUAUGUAAUAAAUAAAGUAUGUUUGCUCUUACAA
Messenger RNA from Pseudophryne corroboree (corroboree frog), 10296 nucleotides. RefSeq names its product trinucleotide repeat containing adaptor 6A (gene TNRC6A). The record is from RefSeq and is a predicted model, not a curated record. Gene Ontology annotation, cellular component: P-body; nucleoplasm. Gene Ontology annotation, molecular function: RNA binding. Gene Ontology annotation, biological process: miRNA-mediated post-transcriptional gene silencing; positive regulation of nuclear-transcribed mRNA poly(A) tail shortening. NCBI's taxonomy places the organism in Eukaryota, Metazoa, Chordata, Amphibia, Anura, Myobatrachidae. Bases 202 to 5943 code for a protein of 1913 amino acids. The transcript is spliced from 25 exons.